AUGGCCGCCCCACCAACCCCCAGCCAGGCACUUGCACCGAGCACUCAUCAAAUGUCCGUUACCGAGAAGCUAGAUCUUCCACUGGGGCUGGCCUCCCUCCUGGGAACUGCCAUCUACACUGCUGUAACUUCGCCGUUUCGUGGGGAUUCUGGAGCAUAUUACUUCGGCCAACACGUCAGCAAUGCCGUGAUUCGGAAGCUUGUCCGGAGGUUCAGCACCCUACAAUUGCAGUACAUUGGCCAGCCCUUUGGCAAGAUCUACGAAAAAUGGUCUCAGCAAAACAAUCUCCCGACAGAGACUUUCCAGCUAAAAUCUGGAGUCAAAGCAUUCUGGCUGGGUGAUCACAAGGCCGCCAAAUACAUUGUUAUCUACUCCCACGGUGGAGGCUUCUCUCUCGACGGUGACGACACCCAUAUCAGAUUUUGGAACACCGUGCAAGAUGGACUCAAGUCAAGCAACAUCCCUAUCGCUACCUUGUUCCUGGAGUAUACCCUGGUGCCACACGCUACUUACCCAACCCAGAUCUCCGAGGCUGUCGAGGCUGUGAAUUAUGUGCUGGCAGAUCUAAAACGGCCAGCUUCAGACAUCAUACUCGCUGGGGACUCUGCUGGUGGAAACAUGGCUCUAGCCAUUUUGUCUCAUCUAACUCAUCCUUCUCCUGACCUUCCCCCAAUCACUCUCUCCCCAGGGGACAAACUCAAAGCACUUGUCCUCAUUGGCCCCUGGACUUCGUUCAGGACAGAUUUCCCUAGCGCCACACGUAAUGGAUUCAGGGACCUCGUCACCGUCGAGGGCGGUAGCGCUUGGAGCAAAGAUUACCUAGGAGGGAAAGAGACGGGUCCGUAUGCCGAAGCGCUACUCGCCCCAGAGGACUGGUGGAGAGAUGCAAAGGUCGAGCAACUCCUCGCUGUUGCUGGGGCCGAUGAGCUUCUCAUCGACCCGAUUAACGAAUGGUUUGCCAAAUAUAAGGCGGCGAAUCCUACCUCCUCGACCCUGGUGGUGGCCCCACACGAAACGCAUAUACAACCCAUCAUUGCCCUGCGCUUUGGCGACACUACUGAAACAGAGCAAGGCAAAGCCAUCAAAUCAUGGUUGAAAUCAAAGCUCUAG
Messenger RNA from Exophiala aquamarina CBS 119918, 1110 nucleotides. RefSeq lists its product as uncharacterized. The record is from RefSeq and is a predicted model, not a curated record. Gene Ontology annotation, molecular function: hydrolase activity. The transcript is spliced from 5 exons. Lineage: Eukaryota; Fungi; Ascomycota; Eurotiomycetes; Chaetothyriales; Herpotrichiellaceae. Bases 1 to 1110 code for a protein of 369 amino acids.